CGCUCAGUCUCUUUUCAUCUCUUAAGCAGUGUAGUGUGUGAUAGUGGUCGCGACUUUCGCCUUCUUUUGGAUUAUUUACGAUCGACUGAGGUUCCUCCGGCCGCGAAGUGAAGUGAUUCGGUGAUGUUAUGGUGGUGAUACUCAUCGUCGGGGGAGAACACCCCUCACCGCAUCCCUCGUCGACGACUGUAUCAAUUGUUUCUUCGGAUUCGCAGGUUUCCCCUGAUGACCAGUUGGCCACUACAAAGGAAGGUAUGCAGGAUGGUGAGGAAUGGGUGACUAAAAAGAAGGUUGAAGUCGUAACGAAGCGUCAGAUUGCGACCAGGGUGCAAAGAGAGGUGCUCCUCGAAGACGGAAAAGUUAUUCAAGAUUCCGGGCCCAAAGUGACAACAACCACAACAGAAGAUACACAGAAACAAGAGUCCGAAAACACUGAGCACCACGAUAUCGGUGACGGUGUUGGUUCGGAAUGGGUCACAACCAGCGACCCGGCCGUACUCACAGAGGUCAGGGAAAAGAAAGUGACCACCAGGGAAGAGACCAACGAGACAGUCGAGACGGAAGACGUGAAACAUCUCGGGGACAUCUCAGAUAAGGCGUACAAAAAGGCAGUCGAAGGAGGUGGUAACGUCGAGAACUGGCUGGUGAGGGAGCCAGGAACUGAAAUCGCCCGGACGGGCCCCAGGAUCGUAGGGCACAGUACAAGCAGGCGUAAAGUCACAGAUACAGAGGACACUCUCAAGAAAAAAGCUGUAGAUUCCAACGGGCAGGUCGUCCUUAAUACCAGCACCGUCAAAGAACAUGAGGAAGUGAUCGAGGAUCCGGAUGGUGAGGACGCUAAAAAAGGAAACGAUAAAAAGGAGCUGCAUUAUUCGAACACCAAGGAUCAAGAAUUUGUCGAUUACACCGUGAAUGGUCAACCGGCGGCCAGAGAGAUGAGGUACGAUGCUGAAACAACGGAGGUCACCCGGCACGGGGACGGUGAAUGGGACAGUCUUUCCGCCAGGCUCCGCAAGAACAGGAACAGGUUCUUGAAAGGUCUCGAAGACGAUAGGAAAGACGCGUUGACCAAACGUCCCCUGGACUUCCAUCAGGAGGAACGGACAAGAAAGCUCGAGACUUCGAAAUGGCUGGAGCACCAUUUCGGCAGCGAAUCCACGUCCAGGUCGAGCAAGGACUCGGAGGACGAAGGACCCCAGACGAGCUUCAUUAACGUCACCAUGAAAUCGGCCAAAGACCCCAAACCGAGCAAGGUCUUCCUAUCUUCUCCCGAACCGGAAAAACAGUAUUUCAAAGGAGUGAGCGAGUGGAAGAGCGAGGAAAGGAAGUUCACAAAAUCUCCCAAAAUCGACGGGGGUGUGCAAGUCUUGCCGACCGGGCCGAACCACACUUUCAACAGCUCUCCAAGUCCUCCGUACGCCCCUAGUCCUCUCAACGGGCACAUGUCACCCAGUCCUGCCCUGAACGGAACGAAGUCGCCAAGCCCGACUUACAACCGUUCAAAGUCUCCGAGUCCCCCUUUCAACGGAGUCAGCAAAAAAUUUCCGAGCACCCACAAUCUGGAAAGGAGCAGCCCGCUGCACGGUGAAAAAUACACGAAAACGACUAACUACUACAAGCACGAACGAACCACUUCCCCGAUCGGAAGGAUUUCGCCUCAGUACAACGGUCAUUCCAGAGGUGGUUCUCCAUCGACACAUUUAUUAACUAACGGGAAAAUUACUCCUACCCGUGAUUACACCCCUCCAUCAAUUUCGCCACCCCCAAGAAGGCGACAUCAUAAAAUUGAGAGGGAAGAAGAAGUUGAGGAACCCGCGCCUGACUACUCUCCCACGCCAGAGCCAAAAUCAAGGCACAACACACCACCUCCUGAAUCAAAAAAGAAGGUGUACCAGAGGACCAGGUUCGCCGCUGACAUCCCUCCGGCGAAGAACAACGUCGGGAAGGAGAAAAGGAGUGGAGGGGGCCUUGGAGAAUCAUUCCGCAAGUUAGUCGGCAAGCUCAGAGGGAACAAGAAGGCAGGAAGCCAAGUCGAUUCCGGUACCCAGACCAGAGGUGAUAUGACGACCGUCCACAGGUACUACUUGGGCGAAGAUCCUUUUUCGACAAGCCUCUACGGAAGGGAGAGCGAAUACCCGAACCCGAGCUACAGACGUAGCAAAAAGAAAGAAGAAGAAAAGAACCAAUCAAACAGCAGCACACUUGGGAGGCUGAGCAAGUCGACGAGCAAUGUAAGGCACGCGCAAAAUGGAGGGACGACCACUACAUUCUACAGUGACAGAGGAGGUGUGCAGACCUUGCCAAGAAAGCUUCAAGAACACAAGGCCAAGAAACAGGUCUAUGUCACUAGAAGCAAUGGAGACAGCACAUACUCUGAUCGCUAUAAGCUCGGAAACAACUCGAACAGCAUGUUCAACGUGUCAAUUGUGAACAACGUGAGUCCUUCGGGUCCCACAAAGCCUGCAAGAACAUACCGUUCCAACCUUCUCAGGAGCAAGAGCUUCAACGUACAUGCCGGAGACAGCUACAGAGACAGUAGCAGGUACACAUCCAACCCCCAUCUGAGCCGAUUGGAUGAAUCGACAGAGCUGAAGAGCCCAGGGCUGAUCACGAGCAUAAGCCGCAGCACAAGGGAUCUGACACACGAGGACUCAUUCAGAAAGCCUCUCGGCACUUAUGAUCAGAACCGUUACACCAAGCAUAACGGCUAUUCUCGCUCGUCAGUUGACACUAAGAAAAAACUCUUCAUGAAAGGUCUGAUGGACCGGGCUCCAGAACUAUACAAAACACUACAUGCAAAUGAAUUGGAUGAGAAUAAAGUCGAGCCUGUGAGAACAAGCACUCCUCUUAAGAAUGGAAAACUUGAAUAUAGCACAUCUUUCAGAUCUAGCAACACGAGCUCACCCUUGGAUGGCAUCCAGUCGCCGACUUAUUACCCUUACAGGAACGAUUCGCCUGAUGUUAACAGAAGUAUCGUGAGACGAGGAAGUAACGACUACACAGAAACAGUCAGUUAUGUCACUAAAAAUAAUGAUCCAAUGCGACCUUCAGUGACCAACACUGUUCAGAGCUUCACGAAGAAAGUCGUCCCAAUGUCUGGAGGGAGAAAGGAGAGAAUCGAAUCGACCGAAACGAAAACAAUUACAAAGAGCAAAUUUCGAAGUGGAACACCCGAAUUACAUUUUGACAAUGGUAACAAGUACUCAAAUUCAAACGGAGGUGUAAUAAUAGAAGUUAGAAAUACUAGAAAGUAAAAGAGGAAAAUGCAUUUUUAUUCAACAUUGUCCUUGAAAUAUAGGUAGAUCGAUUAGAAUAGAUUAUGGAAACUACACUCUGUGCCAUUGAAUAGCACUGUCAUAAGAAAACUAAAACCUUGAGACAAUUCAUUCUACUCUACCUACCAAUAUUGUACAAAUACAUGUAAAAACUCAAAAAUAACAAGAAUAAUGUACAAUCCUUUUCCCAAAGGAAUUUAUUAACUUUUGUUUAUUAGUAUAAUAUUUUUCUUUCUUUCAUUCUUUAUUAUUAUUAUUGAAACUAGUGUUUUGUGUGUUUUGGCCAAGAUAGAAUAUUUUACUAAAUGUAGUUUCGUCUUUAUUUAACUGCAGUUCGAUUCUGAAAGUGCAAGUAUGUAUCAAAGGAUUUACAUGUAACUAUGUUUUAUUUAAUUUAUCAGAAAUGUGAACCUAAGUCAUACAAUAUCAUAAGACUUUAACAAAUCACAUUAUAAAUUAGUUUAACUCAACUAUUUCUACCACCUACUAUUUUUUAUAUCAUGUAUUUA
This is a messenger RNA of Cimex lectularius (bed bug), 3784 nucleotides long. RefSeq lists its product as uncharacterized. The transcript has 10 exons. Lineage: Eukaryota; Metazoa; Arthropoda; Insecta; Hemiptera; Cimicidae. Bases 129 to 3254 code for a protein of 1041 amino acids. The record is from RefSeq and is a predicted model, not a curated record.